Molecule: messenger RNA, 1104 nt
Organism: Cimex lectularius (bed bug)
Lineage: Eukaryota; Metazoa; Arthropoda; Insecta; Hemiptera; Cimicidae
Gene: mRpS2
Product: 28S ribosomal protein S2, mitochondrial
Exons: 3
Coding region: 138-878 (246 amino acids)
Biological process (GO): translation
Cellular component (GO): mitochondrial small ribosomal subunit; ribosome
Molecular function (GO): structural constituent of ribosome
Source: RefSeq, a predicted model, not a curated record
UCACACGCUUAAGUUAUAUUCUAAGGUUAAAUUUAACGAUAACCCAUGUGAAAAGCUUUUGAUAACUUUUAAGUUAUAAACAAAUAUUAUUUUUUAAAUAAUUAUAAUAUUAACUGGAUAAGACCAUUCGUUUAGAAAUGGCUACGAAAUUAGGAAGACUGGUUUUUCGUUUGCCUACUGCUUCACUGGGAAAUAAAAAAUGCCUGAUGUCCUCAGUCGCUCUUAAGAAUCCAGUUGUGGAGGAUGGUUCAAAGGCAGAACUUCAUCCUUUACAUCACCCAGAUUAUUUUGGCGUUAAUAAUCUUUUCACUGUGAAGGAUCUGUUCGAUGCUAGAGUCCACCUGGGUCACAAGAUGGGCUCUCUCAAUGAGAACAUGAAACCAUACAUAUUCGGUUCAAGGCUUGGACACUUGAUCAUCGAUUUAGACAAGACAAGCGCCUUGUUGAGGAAGGCUCUCAACUUCACCGCUCACAUUGCCUACAGAGAUGGCAUUGUCCUUUUUGUCAGUCAGGCCCCGCAGCAUUCUCUCCUGAUUGAGGAUACAGCAAUCGCCUGCAAAGAGUUUGCCCACACGCGAUACUGGAGGUUGGGAAUGUUUACCAACUCGACGAUGAUGUUCGGGGCGAUGACACGCCUUCCAGACCUCUGCAUUGUAAUCAACACGCUCACAACAAUUCUGGAGCAACACCCUGUCAUACUAGAAGCAGCUAAAAUGGCCAUCCCCACAAUCGCCAUUGUUGAUACGAAUUGUAACCCUAAUUUAGUGACCUACCCAGUACCUGGAAAUGAUGACACUCCUUCUGCCAUAAAACUCUACUGUAAACUUUUUGAAACUGCAGUUUUAAAAGGGAAAGCAAAAAGAAAUGAAUCAACGUAAAAAUCAGUUAAAUUUCUCUAUAGUGUUUUUAGCUUUUAAUAUGAGUACACUGUACUUACAUGUAUAUUAACAGUUUAAAAAAAUCCAUCUAGGGAUUGAAUUACCAUUUUCCAAACAAUGGCUGAAAUGAAUUCCUGAAAGCUUACAUUUAAUAUAUACAUAACAUGUGUACAUAAUUAAUUUGAACAAAAUACAAGUACUUUAAUACAGAAAGAUCAUUUGUAAA